UGCAACUUUCCCAAGUCUGUGCACGAGAGCGAGAGGAGGAAAACUCAGAGGGAAGUGGCGUGGCUUCAACAGACUUUUUUUUUUGCCUGUCUUUAUCACAAAACCUUUUCCCUGGCACUGCUGAGACUACUGCUCUAAGAAGAGACCCCAGACUGAGAGAGGACUCCCAGCUGUCCUCGGAGCGGAGGCCGAGUGCUACACAGCCACAGCUGCUCUGAAGCCCCUCCAUGAAUCCCCGGAAGAAGGUGGACUUGAAACUCAUUAUUGUCGGAGCCAUAGGUGUGGGAAAGACCUCCCUCCUUCACCAAUAUGUGCACAAGACAUUUUACGAGGAAUACCAGACCACUCUGGGGGCCAGCAUCCUCUCAAAGAUUAUUAUAUUGGGUGACACAACUUUGAAGCUACAGAUCUGGGACACUGGCGGUCAGGAGCGGUUCCGCUCCAUGGUGUCCACGUUCUACAAAGGUUCCGAUGGCUGUAUCCUAGCGUUUGAUGUCACCGACCUGGAGUCUUUUGAAGCCCUGGAUAUCUGGCGGGGUGACGUUCUGGCCAAGAUUGUCCCCAUGGAGCAGUCCUACCCCAUGGUGUUGUUGGGGAACAAAAUCGAUCUGGCAGACCGGAAGGUACCCCAGGAAGUAGCGCAAGGCUGGUGCAGAGAGAAAGAUAUUCCUUACUUUGAAGUCAGUGCCAAGAAUGGCAUCAACGUGGUGCAAGCCUUUGAGAUGCUGGCGAGUCGGGCUCUGACGAGGAGACGGGGUUUCACCGUGUUGGCCAGGAUGAUCUCGAUCUCUUGACCUCGUGAUCCACCUGCCUCAGCCUCCCAAAGUGCUGGGAUUACAGGGGUGAGCCACCACGCCCGGCCCUACUGUAGAUCUUGUUGGCAAGAAGAAGGAACCUGCAUGGAGGAAUGUCGGGGCACGGGACACAGUGAUGAAGCCAGUGAGGCCACGGAGGCCUCGUGAACCCGGAUCAGGAGUUCUGACAUCAUACCACAGGCCCAUGCCUCCCAGAUGGCACUGCCAGGCCACCCGGGGCACUCAGGAGCUCACACCCAGGACCUUGAAACCCAACAGGGCACGACUUUCUGCAGUGUCUUUGUUACUUAGAAAUUUGGAGAUGGCCGGGCGCGGUGGCUCACGCCUGUAAUCCCAGCACUUUGGGAGGCCGAGGCGGGUGGAUCAUGAGGUUAAGAUAUCGAGACCAUCCUGGUCAACAUGGUGAAACCCCGUCUCUACUAAAAAUACAAAAAAUUAGCUGGGCAUGGUGGCGCGUGCCUGUAAUCCCAGCUACUCAGGAGGCUGAGGCAGGAGAAUUGCCUGAAUCCAGGAGGUGGAGGUUGCAGUGAGCCGAGAUCUCACCAUUGCACUCCAGCCUGGGUAACAAGAGCGAAACUCUGUCUCAAAAAAAAAAAAAAAGAAAUUUGGAGGAGAAACAUUUUCACAUAAAAACAAACACAUUUAACUAGGGCAUAGAACAUAAAAUUCACUUCAAUUCUUAAGAUGAAACAAGUUUACAAAUGUAUAUUUUGAGGUCAAAGAAAAGUUUUCAAAGGCGUUUCCUAUGAGGAAUUUCCCUUCCUUUUCAGGGAGACUGUGGGCUCAUUUGCUCCAGCCCAGGGCAUUUGAGAGGAAGAUGAGGGAGGUGCUUCUAUAACAAGGAGAGCGCCCCGACUCGGGUGGAGAGAGCUGGGGCUCUAAAGUCGGAGGGUCUGGCCUUGUACCCAGCUCUGCCUCUCACUGUGUGUCCCUGAGCAAGUCAUGCAGCCUCCCUGAGUCACCACUUCUCUAGCUCUAAAGUACAAAUAAUAUAUUCCCCAUGAGGUUAUUGUGAGGGUUAAAUAAAAUAUUACUGUAGGCCGGGUGUGGUUGCUCACACCUGUAAUCCCAGCACUUUGGGAGGCAAAGGUGGGCGGAUCACUUGAGGUUGGGAGUUCAAGACCAGCCUGACCAACAUGAAGAAACCCCAUCUCUACUAAAAAUACAAAAUUAGCUGGACAUGGUGGCACAUGCUUGUAAACCCAGCUACUUGGGAGGCUGAGAGAGGAGAAUUGCCUGAACCCAGGAAGUGGAGGUUGCAGUGAACUGAGGUUGUGCCGUUGCAUUCCAGCCCAGGCAACAAGAGUGAAACACCGUCUCAAAAAUGUGUGCGUGUGUGUGUGUGUGUGUGCGUGCGUGUGUGUGUGUGCGUGCGU
Molecule: messenger RNA, 2191 nt
Organism: Callithrix jacchus (white-tufted-ear marmoset)
Lineage: Eukaryota; Metazoa; Chordata; Mammalia; Primates; Cebidae
Source: RefSeq, a predicted model, not a curated record